Odocoileus virginianus texanus is the source of this 1753-nucleotide messenger RNA. NCBI's taxonomy places the organism in Eukaryota, Metazoa, Chordata, Mammalia, Artiodactyla, Cervidae. The record is from RefSeq and is a predicted model, not a curated record.
GAACCAAGUUCUGUUGUAUAAACACAGAGAGAACUGAACUUCUAAUCAGAAGAGAACUGAACUUGCAAAGUCCCCAACGUAACCCAAGCAUCUCCUAGACAGUACCAGUUCUUUUAGCUUCCUGCUGUCUUUGGGAUGCUUUGAAGAAAAACCUCUGAGACAUCGCAGAGAGGAAUGUUAAACCAAGUUUAUUUGGCAUUCAGAUUUGGCGAGUGAUUGAAGGCAGGUAGUGACCUGAGAAUUCUGUCUGUUUCCUGAGGACUGCUCCACUAUGCAAAGGCUGAUGAAGUUUCGGGUCCUCUGGGGCAUCCACAUGUCCUGCCCUGGCUUCCACCAUGUCCCUCAGCACCUGCGCUGCCAAUCUUUAUCAGGAGCUGGAGCCCUAAGAUUGAAUGACUACGACAGACCUGAGGCAUUUAACUUUGCAAGUGAUGUACUGGACCACUGGACUCAAAUGGAGAAGGAGGGCAAGAGAAGUCCAAACCCAGCCCUGUGGUGGGUGAAUGACCAAGGCGAUGAAGUGAAGUGGAGCUUCAGAGAGAUGACAGACUUAACCCGUCGCACAGCCAACAUCCUCACACAGGCCUGCGGCCUUCAGACGGGAGACCGUCUAGCCUUGAUUUUGCCUCGAGUGCCUGAGUGGUGGCUGGUGUCUGUGGGCUGCAUCCGAACAGGGGUCAUCUACAUGCCAGGGACCACCCAGAUGAAGGCCAAGGACAUUCUCUACCGACUACAAGUGUCUGGAGCCAAAGCCAUCGUGACCACAGAUACCCUUGCCCCAGAGGUGGAUUCUGUGGCACCUGAGUGUCCUUCUCUGAAAACCAAGCUCCUGGUGUCUGACCACAGCCGUGAAGGGUGGCUGGACUACCGAUCGCUGCUUAAAUCAGCCUCCCCAGAUCACAUCUGUAUUAAGUCAAAGACCCUGGACCCAAUGGCCAUCUUCUUCACCAGUGGGACCACAGGCUUCCCCAAGAUGGCAAAGCACAGCCACGGAUUUGCUUUACGAUCCUAUUUCCCUGCAUGCAGGAAAUUGUUGCAGCUGAAGACGUCUGAUAUCUUCUGGUGCCUGUCAGACACAGGCUGGAUUCUGGCUAACUUGGGGUGCCUAUUUGAACCAUGGACAGCGGGGUCUACAGUCUUUGCACAUCAUCUGCCUCAGUUUGACCCUAAAGUCAUUAUAGAGACAUUGUUCAAAUAUCCAAUUACCCAAUGCCUUGCUGCACCUUCUGUGUAUCGAAUGAUUUUGCAGCAGAAUUUUGCCAGUCUUAGGUUCCCCACCCUGGAACACUGCCUUACUGGUGGGGAAGCCCUGCUGCCCGAGGAGCAAGAACAGUGGGACAGACAGACAGGGGUUCUGCUCUACCAGGCCUACGGACAGUCAGAAACGGGAAUAGCUUGUGGCACUCUCCGGGGGAUGAAGAUCAAGCCAGGUUCCAUGGGGAAGGCCAUCCCACCCUUUGACAUUCAGAUCAUUGAUGACAAGGGCAAUAUCCAGCCUCCCAACACGGAAGGAAGCAUUGGCAUCAGGAUCAAGCCCACCAGGCCCAUAGGCCUCUUCAUGUACUAUGAGAAUAACUCAGAGAAAACAGCUGAAGUGGAAUGUGGGGACUUUUAUAACACCGGGGACAGAGCAACUGUUGAUGAACAGGGCUACUUCUGGUUCCUUGGGAGGAGUGAUGAUGUCAUCAAUGCAUCCGGGUAGGUGUAGCUGACCCUGAGCCAGAAGGUAUCACUCCCAUAUGCCUAGUGGGAU